AUAGCAACACUGUUACACUACCCCUUUCUCCACUCUUUCAUCAAAGAAAAUGUUUGCAGAGCACACCUUAAAAGAAACCUCUCUAAAAGAGGUGUUUCAGAGAAAGAGGCCGAAAGAGGAGGAGGAGGGUGACCCAGCAGCAUCACAUGUUUGGGCAGAGCCACACUGCCGGCAGUGUUUUGGUGGAACAGCAGGACAGACGAGGAGCAGAAACAGGAAGUGCAGAGGAACACAGGGCAGGCCAGCUCACAAGCACGUGUUACACAAGAGAGAUCAGUCUCUCAGUCUAAGGUGAAAACUAUGGAGGGAAGUACGACACAGGAUGAAAUUCACCAGGAAGAGAAAGAAAGAGCAGGAAGCAGUGAAGGAGAACAGACAGACCCAAAAGAAAGAGAGUUGAGAUUGGUGCUGCUCGGCUCAGCUGGUUCUGCGAAAAGCACUGCGGUUGAUGCCAUCCUGGGCGGCCCGAAAUCUGAAUCUGACUGCAGUUCAGGCCCUGAGACACCCGCCGCUGCUGACUGUCAGAAGAGACGUGUGAAUGUGGCAGGACGACAGGUGGCUGUCGUAGACACACCUGACUGCCUUUGUGUAGAGCGCCCCGCUGAGGAAGUCCGCCGUCAGUUCUCUCUCUGCGCUGCUUUAUCGGCCCCGGGGCCCCAUGCUUUCCUGCUCUGCGUCCCGGUCCACCGCCCCAGUAACCUGGAGCUCCAAAUUCUGGAGACCUUGGAGAAGGUGUUUGGCCCUGAAGCUGUUAGUAAACACACAAUGGUGCUCUUCACACGUAUGGAGCGGCUGCCUGAGGAUGUAUCGUUAGACGAGUAUCUCAAUACACAGCGAGCAGACCUACUAGAGCUCGUACUGAAGUGUGGGGGCAGACAUCACCCCCUGUGGCCGGAAGCAAACAUGGAGGAGCUGCUGGAAAAGGUGGAGCAGAUGUUGAAAGAAAGUGGGACACGAUUCUACACGUGUCCUUUGUUACAGGACGCAGAGAGGAGAGUGGGAGAGAAAGAGCAGGAGAUCUUGAGGAGUAGAAGAGGAGGAGGAGAGAGUGAUUCAUCCACAGAUGUGGAGAGAAUAAGGGAGGAAGCGGAGAGGAGCGUGGACGAUCUGGUGGUGGAGGGGAUCGCUGAUCUUUGUCUUUCCACUCCGAACCCUUCCAUCUUACGCUGGCUGUGGGACAGUGUGGUCGGGUGGCUCCUUUGGUUCCCGAAUAUGAUUCGGGGCAGUGCUUUACUGGGGUCGUUUGUCGGGUUGUUUGUCGGGGGGCCUUUAGGAGGCGCCAUGGGAGCAACGGUGGGAUCUGUGGCUACGGAAAUGGGUAGACGGAAACAAAAAACAAAAUGAGUUAUUAACAGUCAUUAUGUCAUGCUUAACAGAUCAGACAGUUCUUGUACAAUCAGAUAUGAAUGUCAGUGGAAAAAAUAUGGUGGGGUCAAAAAGUCCAUAUUGAAAAUCUGAGAUUUUUUUCAUUUGAACCUGGAAAUAAACAGAAACUUUUAGGAAAGGAGAAAUAUUUAAGAUUCCGCACUAUUUCUAGGUCACAGACAGUGUCAGAAAUGACCUUAAGAUGCAAUAAUUUCCUUUGGGCUUGAUUUUGAUGAGGGCAUUUUUUCUAAACGUAUUAAAAAUCAAUGUCAUCAUUGACAGAAUUCACUCACAGAAGUUUUCAAUCUUAAUAAUUAGAUUGAGAAUUUAUUACCCCCUACCCAAAAAAUCUAGUCAUAGCAAAUGACAAUUUAUAUGAUAAUGUUUAAGCUUACACUAUUAGAUGUACCAAAUAAAAAGAAAGGAACACAUUACGGGGGACAAUUUCUACCCCCACAUUUUGAAUUUUGGUUGCAUUUUUGUCACUUUUGGUGGCAUUUUUCCCCGAGCCCCCCUUAAUUUUUUGACAUUGAUCACAAAUAAAAUGUAAGCAAAUUAACCCAUCAAACAUUCUUGUUUCCAUUGAAACAAACCAAUUUCUCAUUACAAUUUCAAAUGAGGUCUGCACAAUUCAUCGAAAAAAUUAUCGAGAUUAUAAUUAUGGCUGCUGCAAUUAACUAAUCUUGAGAAGUGUUGCAACCAAUCGCAGACGUGUUCGUUGAGUACAUAAGCCUAUCAGUAAUGGUGCAACAAAACUAGAACACUCCCAUUAUAAUAUAACGAAACAACAGUGAUUAUUAAGUUACAAAGUUCUAAGCUUGUUUUUGGAGGUGAUGCUUAUGUAAAAAAAUAUUCAUUGUAAUUUAAAUGAAAUUCUAUUAAUCAAAAUUAGUAAUUGUGAUUACAAUAACGAGGGAAAUAAUCGGCAAUUAAGAUUUUUAUCAUAAUCGUGCAGCCCUGUUUCAAAUACUAAGACAUUCUGUAAUUCAUGUUAGUUUUUCAACUCAGCUUUUACUUAAUGUGUCAUGCUCAUAAUAUAAUUUGUAAUUAAAAUGUUUGUGACAGUUGAGUACAAGAAGCAUUUUCACUAAUGGUCUCAGACUUUUGGACCCUACUGUAUGUAUCAAAGUUUUAGGAGAUUUCAAACUAUGUACUGUAACUAAUGAUCUGUUAAGCAUAAUAUAUGCAAUGUUUGUUAAUGUUAUCAUGAAAAAGAGUAUAAAGUGUUACCAGAAAUUCACAAAGUGCUUAAGGAGUUUUAAAGCUUAACACCAAAAAACAAUGUUUCGAAAGGUGAGCACAGAAAAGAGGUUAGAUGUGUCUUUGAGAUUAAUUUCUCAGCUAAUUUCUUAGUCUGUGUGCACCCCUAGUUUUUCAGACUAGAGCUUUUACUUUAAUUGUAUUUUUUUGUCUUCAAAAGUAUAUUUUAUUUAAUUAUGUGUUUGAGUUAAAGGCAUUGAUUGAAGUUUACCGUCUUAACACUGUCACAAAAAUGCUUUAUUUCUUACACAAGUUAAAAUCACUACUAAAAUCAGGAUCACUACUAACAGUGAAGCACCUAGUUUUCUUUGAAGUGAUGUGUCUGCUCUAAAAAUGAUACUUUGUAAAAUUAGUCUUUGUUUACACUGUCUAAACUAUUUAAAAUGUAGGUGCAUUAUAAUGAGGUCAUUGCAGCACUAAACGGCUGCUGUGGACAAAUGCAUGCUGCACAUUUUGAAGCACAUCGUUUAAAGUGAUCAUACGUUACUAAUAACUCUGAUGUACUCUGUUUUCUUCAACAUGUGCACCUUUGUCAGUUAACCGGCCUGCAGUUCAAAUGUUUCCGCAGCUGUUUGAAAUAGGAGCAUGGCAAUAAAGCAUGAUGGUGUGAGUAAUUGGCAUGCAUUGCUUUAUGAUGUUUUGUGUAAUUAAAUAGUUUAGAAAGAAUGAAUUAAAAAUAACUCAUUAAAUAUGAAUUCUCAUAAACAAAUGAAAAUAUACAGUAUGUGCAUAAAUUAAACACCAAUAUUUGUUUGUGAGACAUACAGUAGUCAUAUUUGUAAUAUUUUGAAAUAUGUGGCAUAUAUACACAAACAUGUGAUUUUUUUUUUUUCAUAUCAGUGAAAACCAUAUACUGUAUAAUAUAUGAGUAGUUAGGAUGCCCAGUGACAUGAUAUCCUCAAUCUGAAACUAGUUUAUUCAAGUCUUUUCUAAUUAUUAUGCAUGUGGUUUUAUGGCCUCAUAUUAACUGAGAUACUACUUGGAAUAUUGGUACUUUUAAAAAUAAUAAUUUGGCAUAAUUUGGCAAAAUUACGUCUGGAUUGGAAAUGAUAUUUACCUUGAUUUUUCUUUAUUUUCGUCAAACAUCACUUUUGUCAUAUUUCAUCUCAAGCAUUGCUCUUCAAUGACACUUUUGUUGACUUGGUAAACAAGUAUACUGACUUUUGAAAGAAAAAAAAAUAUAUAUAAAUUAGUAGGGGCAAAAUGUUUGGUGUGGUGGAAAUGUCCCACAACUGUAGGACAGUCGUAAUUUUUUGGAAACUUUAUAGAAAUAAUUUUCCCACAAUAAAUAUUGAAAUGGUUUCUGUUUAUUUCAUGCCUUGUUUAGAGUAGCAUAGUUUUAAAAAUGUAAUAAUUUGUAUUUUUAUAAUGGAUUUUCAUAGUUUAAUAUUGAAAGUCUGGGAUAAAGCUAAAACAGUCAAAUCAAAAUUUGAAAAAGUACCAAAAAUAAAUAAUGGAGGGCUGUUAGAAAGUUUCCCAUUCAGUUUUAAUGAGACUUUCAUAUAUAUAUAUAUAUAUAAUCUGUGACAUGACAGUAACCCAUAUGCAUUAUAUACUGUAUGUCUAUAUAUGUAUUUUACAUGUAUUUCUAGCAUAUGUCCCUGUAUAUAUCAGAUUCCUGUAUAUAUGAGUUAUAAAUCAGUUAAUAAACAAAGCUCUACAAAGAACCUAAGCUUACUGUAUAGUCUUUUAACAGCGGCAGGAGACAUCAGCAGGGUGUGAAUACAUAUUUUUAAAAACGCUUUUAUGCCACUGCAGACAGGCAGAUGCAGAGAUGUCUCUCUCUCUCAUUCUCUUUUGCAAGAGCAGGUUUAUGGUUUUGACAUUGACAUAAGUGAUAGUCUGCUAAAGCCAUCCAUCAAAAAACCCAUCCCUGUAUUUCUGCCUUCAGUACACCAAGGCGUUUCCUAAUGUGGGUGGUCCGCCCAGGGAGAGAGAGAAGAGAGAGAGCCUGCUCUCAUGUUUCUAAGGACAGAGAGAGAGAGAGAGAGAAAAGCAAAGAAUGAGAACGUGGAGUGAGGGGGAAAGCGCUUGCUGUAGGACAUGCAUCUGUCUUCCAGAUGUGGCUUUCGCAGUUGUUUGAAACAGGAAAAAAAAAGUUUAAAAAAUAAAGGAAAAUUGGUGCUAAACAGAUUUUUAUUGUCAGGGAUUACGGAUGUAGAGCCGUAUAGAUUACAGUAUGUAUGACUCAGCCAGUACUGUAUAUUUUAACCUCUGAUCCAUCUUCUUAAGAAACGGUGCAGGAAUGAUGUAGUUCGGCCCCCUGCGUACUUGGACUUGCGGAUAAUGUGUUUAAAAAGGAACACCUGUCCAAAUAUUAUUCUGUCCUAUUGGACAUGUGUCUGGAAGAGGACAGAGAGAGAGAGAGAGAGGGAUGAGAAAAUAAGGAAGAAAUGUUGGAGAAGUGCUAAAGGAGCAAUGGAAAGAAUUAUGAGGAGACUAUGGAUUAAUCUGCGAAAAAUCCCCACCAGAAAUAUGGAAGAAAAAGUCAAAAUAACAAAAAAACAGCAACGGGUCUCUCACCGUAUCAAACACGUAUUAGAGUGUUUCUACUGGAACGUUUUGGUUUAUGUCCCAGGGGUUGAUUUUUACUAAAACUAACAGAUUUCAACUUUUUCUUUUGGGAUAUUAAGGUCACAGUAGAACUGUUUUGGAAACGUUUUACCAAGCCUUCAUCAUUUAUUUUUACUACUUUUUAAAUGCCUUUUUUUUUACAGUAUAGGUUUUACUUUUUUACCCUUGUUCCAGACCCAGACUCUCAAUCUUAAAAUAUAUAAAAUCACAUCAUUCGAAUAUUAUUACAUUUUACGUCUGAACAAAGAAAUAAACAAACCCUUUCAAUAAUUAUUUUAAGGUUGAUUUAUUACAACUUCCUUAGCGGUGUCAUUUCCAUCACGACCAACAACUGUGCCACUAAUAAAGUUAGUGUACUUGAAUUUUCCUAUGAUGCAUUCAUAUCCAUUAUUAUUAGACAAAUUAAAUAAAGUACUGCGAGGGUGAAAAAUACAUUUUAAGAGAGUCCACCGGUCCAAAAGUGCCUAUAGUUGAACAAACACCCAUAACACUCAAAAGCUGCUAAACACACGUCCACACCUUUCAAGAAUGUUGUGGCGAAAUGGUUUGCUCUCAAAGGACCCAAUGCCCUUGAGAACCGACACCAAGAUGAUUUGUGCUUGUAUGCGUAACACUGGCCAAAGUCUCGCAGAGCCACAAGUGGCCCAUCAUUAAUACAGAAACGAUGAGUUAUGCCGCUUUGGCCCUCAGUGGAGAUGUUGUUUUAAGGGCCUUGUGGUACACUCAAUGAAGAGCAGAAGAAAACUGCAGACGCCUCAAAAUUUCUCUGUUAUCAUCGCUGCCUGUGGGCUGAGAAUGACAGAAAACCAACUGGAAAUAAACAGGAUGACCCACUCUUUCCCCAAAGCACGCACAGCAUUUUGCCUUUAGCUUGCGCACACACACUUCACAAAAUCAAAAAGUCAUGAGCGCUCCUCCCCCCAUCCCCCCUGGAAUCUACGCCCCUGAAUAUAUGCAAAGGACUGAGGCAAAGCACAGUGGAAUGGAACUCUGUUAAAAAUGGAGACCUUCAUCCUUUCACUUUUUGUUUUUUUUAAAUAAAAAGGAUUUUAUGAAGUCAAACAAAAACAUAAAUUGUAAAUUACAUUACUGUAUUGCUGCAUUAAUACAAGGCAUUAAUUUUCAUGGGAUUUAUAAAAAAUAAAUAAAAUAAAAAUGAAACAGAGAUGUAAAAGUUUGAAUAAAGUCUUGUGGUGCUAACAGGUGAGGGCCUAUUUAGAAUAAUGACCCUAAAUUUGACAGUCUUCAUUCAGUAGUGACAUCUGUCUCAAAUAAGAAGUUUCAGGUUA
Myxocyprinus asiaticus (Chinese sucker) is the source of this 6488-nucleotide messenger RNA. RefSeq names its product GTPase IMAP family member 6-like. Gene Ontology annotation, molecular function: GTP binding. The record is from RefSeq and is a predicted model, not a curated record. The coding region runs from base 301 to 1344 and encodes 347 amino acids. The transcript is spliced from 4 exons. Lineage: Eukaryota; Metazoa; Chordata; Actinopteri; Cypriniformes; Catostomidae.